UUUUCAAGAAGGUGGGAUCAAUAGCUGAUGAAUUUAACUCAACUCAGACAUACUAUGAAAAGACGAUUGUGUCAGUCCAGGAGAAUCUUCAGGAACUGGAUCAGAAAUCAGUGGACAACUGCUCCUUCUGUCAUGAUACAGGACAACUCGGACAGGAAAUUAGCAAAUUACAGAAGGAACUGGAGGAGAUUCAGAAGAAGCUCUUGGCCCAGGAAGUAUUACUUGAUCGAGCUGGACAAGCCCACCAGCAGCUUUCAUCUUCCAGCAGCAAGAUCACUGAUGAGGUGGACAGUUGCUUCUCUGCUGUUCAGCAGGUCAACCAGAGUUUGAGCCUCUUCCUGGCUCAAGUGAGGGGCUGGCAGGCUGCCACUUCUGAGCUAGGCAACUCACUCAAGGAGCUAACACAAGAACACUUUGAUGUUGAAACUGCUAUGCAGCAGAUAAAUUUUACCAGUGGGCAGACCUCAGACUGGAUCCAGACCAUCCAGAGAAAGACAAAUGAGGAGACCCUGACACUACAGAAGAUUGUGACUGAAUGGCAGAACUAUACCCGGCUGUUUGGCAGCUUGAGGGCCACCUCUUCCAAAACAGGUGAGCUGGUAAAGAAUGUCCAAACUAACUUAGGUAUUGCCUCGCAAAGGAUCAGCCAGAAUUCAGACAGCCUGCAUGACCUUAUACUCCAAGUAACAAGUUUACAGUUGCAGCUGGACAACAUCACCUCCUUCCUGGAUGACCAUGAGGAGAACAUGCAUGACUUUCAGUACCAUGUCCAAUACAUGCAAAACCGGACAGCUGAGCACUUUCAGACCUUAGAAGGCCGCAUGACAUCCCAUGAGAUUGAGAUCAGCACCAUCUUCACCAAUAUCAAUGCCACUGAUAGCCAUGUUCACAGCAUGCUCAAGUACCUGGAUGAUGUGCGACUCUCUUGCACACUGGGCUUCCACACACAUGCUGAAGAACUUUACUACCUGAACAAAUCAGUCAGUCUCAUGUUAAGCACCACAGAUCUUCUGCGGGAGCGUUUUAGCCUGCUCAAUGCCCAGUUAAACUUUGACAUUCGCAACCUUUCUAUGGUCAUGGAAGAGAUGAAAGCUGUUGACAUCCGACAUGGGAAGAUCCUGAGGAACGUCACCAUCUUACAAGGUGUUCCUGGCCCUCCUGGUCCCAGAGGAUUCAGAGGAGAGCUUGCUAAAGGGCCACCUGGAAGCAGAGGAGUGAAAGGUGACACGGGGAGUCUGGGCCGCCCGGGGCCACAGGGGCCCUUGGGCCCUCCUGGCCCUCCUGGCCCUCAAGGCGAGAGAGGCUCUGUGGGCACAAAAGGGCCCUCUGGAUUCAAAGGGAGCAAGGGCAGCUUCGGACAAGGGGGUCCCAAGGGGCGGGCAGGCCCCAAAGGGGACCUGGGGCCUCCGGGGCCUGAGGGGGCCAUUGGUCCACCCGGCCCAGCUGGCCCACAGGGGAAACCGGGCAUCCCAGGCAAGCCCGGGCUCCCUGGCCCUAUCGGGCUGAUGGGCCGAAAGGGGGAUCCUGGAUUACGGGGUCAGCGUGGAUUUCCAGGGCCCCCAGGACCCCCAGGAACGUGAACUAUCCCUUUUUUUUCCUCCCAAAAGAAAAGUUUUAAUGUGGACGAUUGAAAAAAACCUCUUCUACAGCAGACACCUGUCCCCUCAGAAAGAUAUCGAGAUAAUGGGGCGUGGAUUGUGUCAUUUAUUCUGCACUGCUAAGCUCCAUUUCCAGCCGCUUAGGGGUAGCUUGAAAAACUGCUUCAAAUCACUGAAUUUCCUUAAUUUUGGGAAUGCCAAAGGCAAAGAAUUGCAGCUGCUAUUUAGGGCCCCACAACCUCAUCCCCUUCUUCAUCCCUCCCUGUAACACUAUGAAUCAAUCGGUCAAGGUUGGCAUUUGAUAGAUCACCUUCUGAUGACGGUCUUCUCUGCUGUUCCUGCUUUUUGUUUUUUGUUUUUUUUGUUUUUUUAGGGGAACAAUAUGAUUCUUACACGCUCAGAUGCCAAUGCGUGUAUGUAUAUGUACAUAAAGAGUAAACCCCUUUCUCUACCUGCCUCUGCUCUUACCUAACAGAGCCUGACAAACAGACCAGCGGCUGGGGAGACUUUCUUUCUGUUUCUUAGUCCCGCAGCAGGUGAAACUUCACCUGGGUCAUGCCUGGUUGCCAGUUGCUAAGGAAGGCCACAAAGCAGAACUAGUUCCUGAACCUCGCAGUACUCAUGAGAGCAGAUCAAUGUGCAGAUUCCCCCCCAUCCCCACUGCUGUCAGAUGAGCACCAUGAAGGGUGGGCUUAGGCACAGCACAAUGGCCAUGCUCAAGCCUUGCAACCAGAAACAUGGUCUGCCCUCAACCCUCCAGCCAAAAGGCAGCAAAGCUGGGGAAAACCUCCCACUUUGUUUAAAAAAAAAAAAAAAAGCAUG
Molecule: messenger RNA, 2420 nt
Organism: Python bivittatus (Burmese python)
Lineage: Eukaryota; Metazoa; Chordata; Lepidosauria; Squamata; Pythonidae
Source: RefSeq, a predicted model, not a curated record